Messenger RNA from Solea solea (common sole), 1383 nucleotides. RefSeq lists its product as uncharacterized. NCBI's taxonomy places the organism in Eukaryota, Metazoa, Chordata, Actinopteri, Pleuronectiformes, Soleidae. The record is from RefSeq and is a predicted model, not a curated record. The transcript has 9 exons. The coding region runs from base 148 to 891 and encodes 247 amino acids.
AUCCAGAGGAAACAGGACUAGCUUUUGUGUCAACAAAGUUCAUAUUUAUUCGGGAGUGUCCUCCGCUUAUGCCAGACCUCAGCUUUGCCAUCAGUGUUCCUUUAUGACAGUUGGGAGCAGAAAGAGGGUGUGAGGUUUGUCGCUGACAUGAAAUAUCAAGUUCAUUGGUACUUAGUGGCUUUAAUUGCUACCCUCGUAAUACUAUGGCAAAUCUCCACUUUUACUGGAUCUUGGAAUUUCACAAAAAUUCCAGUUGAUAAUGGCUUGAAUCGAGACACCCCUGGACACAGACUUCACGUGGGGCUGCCCAGAAGGGAAAAUGAGUCUGACUUGUCAUCCAUAACAGCUCCACCUCCCGGGCAAAAGUGCAACCUCUCCGAAGCGUGUCCUGACGGCAGUUUUGCUUUCAGGAUCAGGAGUGGUGCUGCAAAUGUUGUGGGCCCAACGGUCUGUUUUGAUGGUAAAAUCGCCAUGAGCCAUGUGCUGAAUAACGUGGGACCAGGACUCAACAUUGUGUUGGUUAAUGGCAUGAGUGGAGUUGUAGAAGACACUAUGAAUUUUAAUAGAAACCACAAAGCGGAAGAACUCGUGCAAUACCUGAAGGAUAUUCAACCUGGAAAAAUAGUUUUGGCGGCUUCGUUUGAUGAUUUGGCAGCAAAAUUGACAGACGAAUCCCGGGAGUUGUUUGCCAAACUCGGAAGCAAUUUACUCAAGUCGUUGAAUAGUCGAGACAAUUGGGUGUUUGUAGGAAGCACGAGCUCUGAGCACAUAUCGGCCUUUGAGAAGCUGUGUCCGAGUGAUGAAAAAACCAACGUGUACGAAGGAUGGCCAGAUAUAGUCGAGCUUAGUAGCUGUUACCCAAGAAUCCAGACUGAUGCGGAUCGACCCUAAAGGACUGCUGAAGGACCUCCUUCCUCACCCUCACUGGGCUUUAUGUUGACUCAGUAUCAUAUGAUUGUGGACUGUACUUUGGUUUUAUUCUACCCCCUGCAUCGUACGUUAUGAGAGCACAUUUAAACGUUAACAGAGGUGAUAAUUACUGGUGUUCUUUCACGUGUUUACAUUCAGGGAGUAAUGAAGUGUGUUUUCUCUGACUCGGUGGAGGACGCUUUGUUUUAUUACACGUCGAUGAAAGAGCGAUCUUUUUGCGUCGUCGCAUCUUUAUUUUUACGCCUUCAUUGUAUUUAUUGUGUACUUGUAAGCAAAGCUCUUGCAUGUAAAACUGAUUUUUUUGAAUUAAUACACUGAGAAGACCGAGUUUUAUCAAAGUUUGCAAACUGUGAAAUAAUUCCAUAUCUAUUCAAGUAUUUGAUAGUUGCAUUGUAUUUGCUGCAUUUAAUAAAUCUGUGAGAAUGUAUCAAAUCUCUUUAUUCCCCUCUGAAA